Molecule: messenger RNA, 912 nt
Organism: Prunus armeniaca (apricot)
Lineage: Eukaryota; Viridiplantae; Streptophyta; Magnoliopsida; Rosales; Rosaceae
Source: the annotation of a GenBank genome assembly
AUGGCUGGUAAGAUUGGAACUCUUGGAGUUGGUUUUCUGGUUUUAUUAGCAUUAUCAUCUGCAGCAGUUUCAGCACAUGAAGAAAUGUUGGGCUCACAACCUUCAAGCCAGAAUAUUACUGGGAAAGAGGUUCAAUCUCACUUGGGUUAUAAGCAUGUGUGGCCUGAUAUCAGAUUUGGUGGGAAAAUCGCGGUGGGUACGAUGAUUGCAUUUGUUGGAGCAGCAUUUGGGAGUGUGGGAGGUGUUGGUGGGGGCACAGCAACAGCAACGGUCAUGUAUAAUUUAAGGCGAAGGCAUCCUACACUUGACCUGCCCAUCAUUGACUAUGAUCUCGCUCUUCUUUUCCAACCUGUGUUGGUUCUUGGGAUCAGCAUUGGAGUUUCUUUGAAUGUGGUUCUUUCUGACUGGAUGAUCACCAUCCUACUAUUUAUUGUGCUCUUAGAUGUUGAAGACAAAUAUAUUCCGGGAGGCCCAAGCAAUGGCACUCUAACAGAAACCAAGGAACCUGAACGAACAGCGAUUCCGGUGGCUGUUGGUGUAACUUCAUAUCAGGCAGUAAACCUGUACAAAGGCCGGAGAGUAAUUGCAUCCAAGGGAGAAGAAACCACAAAGUGGCCAUUGUACAAGCUUGUUUCUUAUUGUGCCUGUGGCACAGCAGCUGGUAUGCUUGGUGGAUUGCUUGGCCUCGGUGGAGCGUUUAUGUUGGGUCCAAUGUUUUUGGAGAUGGGAAUUCCUCCUCAGGUGUCAAGUGCCACGGCCACCUUUGCCAUGACAUUCUCUUCAUCCAUGUCUGUUGUAGAAUACUACCUCCUAAACCGUUUUCCAGUUCCCUAUGCUCUCUACUUUGCUGCUGUGACUACUGUUUCUGCAAUCGCAGGGCAACAUGUGGCAGGAAAGGUGGGAUUGGCGUAA